AUGAAACCCAUACAACUCGUGAUACUUUUUCUAUCAUUGUUGGAAAUUACUGGUUAUUACUCAUUAUACAACUCAGAUGAUCGUGAAAGAUUAAAUUCUGUAUUUGAUUGUUUAUAUGCAUAUAUGGUACAAUCUUCUCUGGUUAAUGAUGAAUAUUAUCAAAUUCAUUAUCAUCUUAUUCCUUAUUGUCAACGAUUGGAUCAAACUGAAAAAUAUGAAGAAUCAUUUAUUGUAUCGAAUGAAAAUAUUCAAAGUCAAAUGAAGUUUAGUGAAUUAUAUGAACGGGGUGUGACAAGUUUACAACUAUUAGAUUGGUUAGCACCAAUAGAUAUUGCAGAACGAUACGAAAGAAAUGGUCAAAAUUCUGACGAAAUAUUUUAUAAUUGUUCAUAUCCUUGGUUUGGUUCAACGUGUGAAUAUAAAUUAAUCGAUAAUAUAUCAUCUUCAUUUGGAAAAACAGUUGAAUUUAUUAUUGGGAACCGUAAUACAGCACCACUAAAUGUAAAUUUUACUAUUGGUACAUGUUAUCCAUUUUUAAAUAGUUGUUAUCGUGGUCCAUCACCGAUGUGUCUUGAUUGGCGCGAAGUUUGUGAUGGAAAUUUUGAUUGUAUUCAUGGAGAAGAUGAAGAAUUAUGUUCAAUCAUGAAAAUAAAUGAAUGUUUUGAUGAAGAAUUUCGAUGUCAUUAUAGUGCAGAAUGUAUUCCAUGGUCAUUUGUUCGAGAUGGAAUUCAUAGUAUCGAUUGUCUUGACGGUACGGAUGAGAUGUAUGGGUUCUUGUCAUUUACCGGUAAUAAAUAUGACUGUCCUGAAUUGGCAACAUUUGAAUGUGAAGAAAGUGCAAAUUCACGUCCUCGACAUUUUGCAUGUGGUGACGGUCAACUUCAAGGGGAAUCUCCACCUAAUUUUCAAAUUUAUUGUUCUAAUUUACGAGAACAACAAAUGACUUUGGCUAUAUUUACUUCACUUGAUUACAUUUCUGAAGUGAAAUGUCAGGAAGCGUUGUUAUGUUUAAUCGGUAUUAAUCCAAUGGACAAUAUUUUAUCGAUUAUAGAUAAAGAUCUUUGUGAAUCUUUUAUUGAUUCUACUGAAACUCUUGGUGAUCAUUGCAUGUCAGAAUGGAUUAGUUUUCCUGAAUAUCCAAUUCUUUAUCGUUUCUUUCAAUUUAUUUAUUUUACAAAUCGAUCAAUUGAAGAAUUUAAAAUGAAUAUUUUACCUGAUCUGAUUUGUUUUAAUAGAAGUCUUUGCCCAGGAUUAUUGUUUUGUUCAAUCGAUAUUCAAAUACAUAAUGAAUUGAAUUGUUGUCAAAUUGAUCAUUUUAAUCUGUUCAAAACUAAUGAAUGGGCUCAAGUCUUCCCAAUGUUCGAAGACAUACUUGACCGAUGUGCAUUGAUCGGUAACGAUAAGAAUUGUUCCGAACCAUCUUUAUUUUAUUGUCAAAAUUCAUCAAAAUGUAUUCCAAAACAUUUAUUACUAGAUCGUCAUAUGGAUUGCUAUUUUAACGAAGAUGAAAAAGUUUCUGCUUGUGAUUUAAAUGACACCAAACGAUUUACUUCGAAAUUAUAUCCAGAUGAAUGUUAUUCAAUAGUUGCAAUUGAUCCCUAUGGGACAUCCGGUUUCAAUUUAAUAUAUGAAAAUCCUAUAUAUAAACCAGAUGCUUUGAAAAAAAGAUUUCCAUUUCAAAAGAUUUGUGAUAGUUUAUACGAUGUAAAACCAUUCGAUUAUUCCGAUGACACCGAUGAAACUAAUUGUACAUGGUGGCCAUGUAGUAAUUCAUAUGUUCGUUGUGAUAAUUUCUGGAAUUGUUUAAACGGUUUAGAUGAAUUAAAUUGUUCUCAUAAUUCAUGCUCUGCAAAUGAACAUGUUUGUGUUCAAUACGAAUCUGAAGAAAAACUUUGUUUUCCGAUAACACAUUUAAUGGAAGAUUAUACAAUAUUUCAAAUCGAAAGAUAUCGUAAAAUAUAUCUUACUAAUAAAACAAUUAAUAAUAUUGAAAAUUAUUUAUUUUGGAAUCAAACAAAAUGUAUUACUCUUGGACAUCUAUUUCAUGGUCAUUCAAUAUCAUCGUUAUCCGAUGAAGAUGUCUGUUUAAUGCCAGAUAACGAAAAAUAUGGCACAGAUAUAAAUUAUUUCUUAGAAAUCGAUCAAUGGUCCUGUGAUUUUUUCUUCCGUUGGGCAAGAGAGAAACCGAAAUUUUUUCUAACAUCACGGUUAAGCAAUUUUCCAUCGAUAUUGCCUACUAAUGUUUCUGUCCAAACAAUUUCUGCAUUAUCUCAAAGUGAAAAAUUUGAUUUACUAAAAAAUACGGAAAAAUAUUGGUAUUGUAAUCGAGGAAUUCUUAUUUUAUUUCAAACAAACAAUUCUUAUAAAUGUCUUUGUCCACCAAGUUAUUUUGGUGAUCGAUGUCAAUGGCAAAAUCAACGUAUUAGUUUAACAAUUCAAUUAAUAUAUCGUAAUUCAACAUAUAUAAUAUCUGUUUUUCAAUUAAUCAUUACUCUUAUUGACGAACAAGGACAAAUUGGACCUUAUCAUGAACAACUAACAUAUGUACCUAAACGUGAUUGUGGUACUAAAUUUAAUAUUUAUUUACUUUAUCCAGAUAAACCAAAGAAUUCCUCAAUUAAUUAUUCAAUUCGUAUUGAUCUAUUUAAUAAAAUGACAUUAACUUAUUUAGGAAGUUGGAAUUUCUCAAUACCAUUUCCAUUUUUACCUGUCAAUAGAAUAUCUACUCAAUUAUUUAUUCCAAAUACAAAACAAUUUGAAUCAUCUUGUUCAUUAGAUUGCGGAAAUCAUGGAAAAUGUGUUCGAUAUAUAAAUAAAAAUGAAUUCUAUUUUUGUCGAUGUGAUCAAGGUUAUUCAGGUUUAAAAUGUAAUAUUAAAGAAAAUUGUUCUUGUUCAUUGGAUUCAUAUUGUUUAACAUCAACAAUUUGUAUUUGUGCAUUGAAUAAAUUCGGUCAAAAAUGUUAUUUAAAUAAUUCAAUUUGUCAAUUAGGAAAUAAUCCAUGUGAAAAUAAUGGACAAUGUAUUCCUAUUGAUGAUCGAAUUGGUCUAAAGAAAUUUACAUGUUUAUGUAAAGAAGAUUUCAAUGGUGAAAGAUGUGAAAAUAAAAUAAAGAAUAUUAUUGAUAUUGAAUUCGAUGGAAAUCUAAUUAAAAGUGAUUCAGCUGUUAUUGUACAUUUAAUAACAAGAUUUGAGAAUGAUAAUCCACAACAUACAACAUUACUUAAGAAAAUUAAAUAUGGACAAAAAAGAAUUGAGAUUUAUGUAACAAUAUCUUUUCAUAUUGUGUUUAUUGAACCUGUUAAUGAAAAACAAUUUUAUUUAGUUAUAAUAAGAGAAGAAUUUAUUCAAUCAGAAUAUAUUCAUACAAAGUUAUUAUCAAAUCAACAGUGUCUUUUUAUAGAUAAUUUAUUAAAUAUAACUUUGAAAUCUUAUUCUUAUUAUCAUCGUAUUAAAUAUUAUCCAUUAUUAUGUCGACAAAAUAAACAAUUAAUGUGUUUCUAUGAUGAAUAUUAUAUGUGUUUAUGUGAUCUUGAUCGAUUUUCUAAUUGUUUUACAUUCAAUCAUAAUAUAACUUACAAUUGUCAAGGACAACAUCAGUGUGAAAAUGGUGGAAAAUGUGUUCAAGAUAAUGCAACAUGUCCUGUUGUAUCAUUCUGUGUAUGUCAGGAUGAUUGUUCUUAUGGUACAAAAUGUCAGUUUAGUACAAAUGGUUUCAUUUUAUCACUUGAUUAUAUUCUCAGUUAUCAUAUUAAACCAGAGAUUUCAUUUUCUCAGCAACCUUUAAUUAUCAAAAUAAGUACAGUUAUUGUAAUAAUUAUGUUUGUGUUUGGAUUAAUCAAUGGAAUUUUAUCAAUCUUAACAUUUUCUACACAGAAAACAAGAGAUGUUGGUAGUGGUUUGUAUUUAUUAUUUUGUUCAUGGAUUUCUAUAUUGAUAGUAAUUGUUUUAUUAAUGAAAUAUUGUCAAUUAAUUUUAUUUCAAAUGUUAAUAUUUAAAAAUUCAAGAUUAUUUAAGAUUAAUUGUAUUUUAUUAGAUAUGAUUCUGAAAGUUCUUAUAGCUGCAAAUGAUUGGCUUGAUGGAUGUGUUUCAAUUGAACGAAUUAUUAUUAUUAUCAAAGGUAUCAGUUUUAACAAAGUUAGAAGUAGAAAGUUAGCUAAAUGGAUCAUUUUAACUGUUAUUAUUGUGACAAUUCUCACUCAUCUUCAUGAUCCUUUUAAUCUUUUCGGGACGGGGUUCUUUUUUAACAGACCAAAUAACGAAACACGAUACUAA
This is a messenger RNA of Adineta ricciae, 4272 nucleotides long. NCBI's taxonomy places the organism in Eukaryota, Metazoa, Rotifera, Eurotatoria, Adinetida, Adinetidae. The record is from the annotation of a GenBank genome assembly.